AUGGCGCAAAAGCCCCGGCGAAAAUGGGGAAGAGGAGCGGUACCUGUCCUUGAUGAUCAGGACUACUUAAUGGAAUUGGAAAAACAAAAAUUAGAGAAGGCAAAACAAAGAGAAGAGGAAAAACGGAGAGAAAAAGAAGAAAUAUUCCAGCAUUAUCGAAAUUAUACGCUAGCGACUUCGGAGAGAACAAAACCAGAAGAGCUGUGGAUAGAAGAGGAAGAGGAGGCUCUGUAUAAAGACCCUGAGCCGUCGGGAGUGAACAAUUUAAGAGAAGAUUUACAUAGAUUUGGAGGAAAGGUUGAUAAAUCUGAUCUUUUUUCAGGACAAGAAUCCUAUAGCUUUAAUCGACAUCGUCCUAGAAGAAUGGAACUCCUUAAUAGCUCAAAACAACAAGGCGAUGAUGAUUUUCCUCUUGUACAAAACAAGCUCUCUUCGCAUCCCAAAAACAAGAGAGAAGAAAUGUACGAGAAGAAAAAACAAAUGCGACAGAGAAAGAAGAGCGGAGAAGGAGGACUGUUUGACGACUUGGAAAUGAAUAGCAUGAUAAGCGGAGCGAUAAAACAAAACACAAGUGAAAACAAUCAAACUAGGUCCAAAAGUACUCCAAAGAUGAUUAGUCAAAGAGAUAUAAUUUAUGAACAAAAGAAACAAUUAAGAAACAAAAAACAAGAAAUCACAAACGAUCCAGAAUCUGAUUAUGAGCAUGAAGCGGACAAGUAUGUUUCUCAGGAACAGAAAAAUCAAAUACUUCAGAACAAGGAUCAUCAUCGACCUAUCAUAAGAAACAGCAAACAAGAAAUAACUCAAGAUCCAGAAUCAGAUUCAGAGCAUGAAUCACAGAAAUAUAAUAUUUACGGAGCUCAAUUCGAUAGCCGAAGGGUAGCAAGAGGAGGUUUUAAUAGCGCACCUACAAGUAAAGUAGUGACGCCACAAUUAGAACCUCUCAAUAUCCACAACAACAAGCCAUCUUCUCAACCAAAAUCGAAUGGCUUUGGAAGAAAUAGCAGAGAUUAUGAUUUUGCUCUGAAAGGGGGAAACAUUUUUGACAAGAUGGGCUCUAACGAUCCUCCUGUUCCUAGGCGACGAGGUAUUGGAAGACUGUUUACAGACAAUUACCCAACAUCGCCUAAUGCACGAGAUCAAUUCACUGCUCGAUCUGACCCUUCCCAACCUUCCUUAAAUCGCAAUAAUUUCGUAUUGGAAACUCCGCGACAUUACUCGAACAUGCACAAUCCUCAUGAUUACAUUGACUCAAACAACCAUUUAGAACGAAUAGGUUCUGAUCAUACAAGUUCAAGAUAUUCCCAUAGUGGAGGGAGCAACACAUCCGAAGGAGCUUUUGCGAUUGCUCCAUCCAAUAACCAAACAAGCUCCAAUUCGUCACCAAACCGAUUUUCACGAAAGGCAGUAUUUAAGAAUGAGUUAUAUGGAUUGCAAGAUGUCAGUAGGAAGCAACAACAGCAAGAGGAAUAUCGGAGACAAUUAGAACAACAAAUCAUGCAGUCCAAUCAAUCCAAUAAGAAUAAGAAUCUUAAGAAAAAAGAGAUGGAUGAGGAAGAUGGGAUUAUACUUCCCUCUCAAAAAAACAACGAUGGUGCUGAACGAUCUCCUUCUUCGAAAUUCUCAAAUGAUCAUUUCCAGCAACUUGAGAGUAAUAUACCUCUUGUUAACGAUGCAGUUUCUUCUCCCGUGAAAAAAGGUAUAUCCAACAAGGUGUCUGAGCCCUUGUCAUCAAAAGAUGCAGCUUUGAUAAAGCUGCAAAAACAACUUGAAUAUAAAGCAGAGUUAGAACAACAACAACAAGCUAAGAUUGCUGCUGAAAAAGAAAGAAUUGAAAAAGAAUUGGAGAUGGAGAGACGAGAAGAAGAGAGGGCAAAACAAUACCUGGCACGAGAGUUGGAGCAACUGGAAAAAGAGAAACAAGAAAAACUGAAGAAAGAAAAGGGAAUUGUGAGAGACCCAAUUAAAACAGAAAAUGAUGCUAAGGCUGCAAAUGUGACACCCUCUUCUUCCAACAUCAAUAAUAAGGACCUCAAAGAAGACCUAUUUGGAGACAGUAACAAUAAUGGUAGCUCAACCAGUGAAAAACGGAGAGGAAGAAGAAGCAAAAAUUCUGAGUUGACAAUAGAUGCCCCAUCAUCAUCAACACCAAAUCCAUCUCAUCCAUCAGCACAACAACAGUUGGACUCCAAUGUAAACACGGAAGUAGUUUCCUCCAAUUUACCAGCUGUUCAACCACAACAAACCCCUCAAAUUCAAUUUCCUCCCCUUAAUUUAUCUUCCAACACUCCCUCUCAACAACCCUUUACUCUGGACAACAAUCUUCUUCAGCACAUUCAUCAAGAAAUGGUGGGACAAGGAAUUCUUUCAUACCUUUUGGGACAGCUUGCUGUGAUGAAACAAAACAACAUGGAAGUAUUGAAUGCCAACAAUUUGACCCACCUUCAACCUCUCAAUAUAUCCAAUAAUUCUAUCCUUCCCGUUAGUCCUAACCUUAAUUUACACAAGAAUUUAUCUGCUACCAUUAAUAAUAACAUUAUUUCACUCAACAACAGCAGUAUUGAUGAAAAAAAGAAUGAACUCUUUGGAGGAUCAUCUCCUCGAACGUCAUCGUUGGAACAACAUCUCGAGGACAGCACAAAAGAAGUGCAUCAGAAUUCUUCAACGCUUGACACGUCGAUCGAUCAUGGUGAUGAACCAUUGCCAGAACAAUCCGAAAAGAAACCAAAAAGGAGGCGAAAGAAGAAGCCUUCAUUGGAAGAAGAGUUGGGAAACACAUCUCCAAGAUGUAUAAACACUCGUAAGGUAAAAGCUGCUUCCACUACCAAUAGCAGUGUUGAAGAAGAUCAAGAUGUUUCUUCAUCCUCGAUUUCUUCCAAUAAGCAAGUAAAGAGCAAGAGAGUGUUCAAGUUAAAUAAGAGAGAGAAUGAAAACCAACAAGAUGAGGAUCCUACCAACUCGUCAUCUAUAUUACUCAGUGAGAGUCAAGGAGAUGUGGAAACAGAGCAACUCGAUCAGAUAGCAGCAAGGCCAAAAAGAAGUAGCAGUAACCCAAAGAAGUCACAGUCACAACAACAAACAGAUGUUGAUCCUUCAGAGACGAAUGGUAUUCAAGCAUCAAAGCCAUCCCGUUCCAAGCGUGUGUUCAAUAUCAACAACAACAAGCACGAAAGCUCGCCAGUACUUGCUGGGAAGUCACUAUCGGAUGAUGAGUAUCAUAACUUGGAUUCCGAUUGA
Messenger RNA from Naegleria fowleri, 3237 nucleotides. RefSeq lists its product as uncharacterized. The record is from RefSeq and is a predicted model, not a curated record. The coding region runs from base 1 to 3237 and encodes 1078 amino acids. The transcript has 4 exons. Lineage: Eukaryota; Heterolobosea; Eutetramitea; Acrasida; Naegleriidae.